Nelumbo nucifera (sacred lotus) is the source of this 2542-nucleotide messenger RNA. Its product is annotated as condensin complex subunit. Gene Ontology annotation, biological process: mitotic chromosome condensation. Gene Ontology annotation, molecular function: chromatin binding. The record is from RefSeq and is a predicted model, not a curated record. NCBI's taxonomy places the organism in Eukaryota, Viridiplantae, Streptophyta, Magnoliopsida, Proteales, Nelumbonaceae. Gene Ontology annotation, cellular component: condensin complex.
AAAACAAAUUCAUUUUUUCGUUGUUGGAGCAGAAAAAGAGAACCCCAUGUCCAUGGACACCGACGAUCUGAUCGCCUAAACCAGAAACACAGAGAAACCUCCCCCUCCCUCUUUCUCUCGCAAUCAUUUUUACCUCCAGAGAAACCACAGACACAGAGAAGAUUUGUAAAGCUCCGGAAGCCCUAAUUUCCGUAUCAGUCAGGACCAGAAACAAUGGCGGAGGCAAUAAUGAGCCCUAAUCCACCCACCGCGCUGAGGCAGAGAGCACCCAUGGCAUCUCGUCUCCAAUCUCCGACUAGUCCGUUCUUCUUGGGUUCCAACGAUGAUCAGCUGGAACGUGCCCAGGCUCGAGCGGCCAGGGCAGCCGCUAUUCGCCGCAAGUCCAUUGCCGCUGCUGUUGCCUCUGCUGCUCCUCCCCCUCAGUCUUCGGAUCUUUGCCUUGGUAAAGAGCAAAUUUUGGAGUUGUUCCAGAACUGCAUUAAGCUUGCAAGUGAAAAUAAAAUCAACCAGAAGAACACAUGGGAGCUCAGCCUUAUAGAUCACCUCAGCGAGAUUAUUAAAGUGGAAGCAGAAGAUGAUGUGGAGACCAAUUUUCAAAAGGCAAGCUGCACUUUGGAAGCUGGAGUAAAGAUAUACUCAUUGAGGGUGGACUCUGUACAUUCCGAGGCAUAUAAGGUUCUCGGGGGAAUAAAUAGAGCUGGUCGUGAAGAUGAACAACAAGAAACUGUUGUGGAGGGUGACAGCAUCAAUGGACAAGAAGAGGGCUGCACAAAGAAAGACUUAGAGAGGAAGGUGUCACCUAUAUCAACUUUGGAGUCAUCUUUUGAUAGUCUUAAUGUGAAGAAAUUUGAUGUUGCAUUUUCAGUGGAUCCUCUAUAUCAUCAAACAUCUGCACAGUUUGAUGAAGGCGGAGCAAGGGGUCUCUUACUGAACAACCUUGGAGUGUAUGGUGGCUGUCGAGUAAUUUUUGAUUCACAGGAAGCACCUGGGAAGUGUAUGUCAUGUGAAGCUCAAUGUGAUAAAUCAGAUGUUAUUGAUCUUUCUUUUGCCAGAGAAUGUAUUGAGGAGAUGGUAACUAAAAUGCCUACAAAAAAUGAUAUUUCACCAACACUCGGAGAUAUUAUCAAUCAGUUUGAUGAGUGCAAUAGAAGGCCAUCAAAUUUGUUUUCUACUGGCCAGAAAAAUGUUGAGCAUGCUGAAGUAAUUAGUGAUAACCAAGAUGAGUUUGAAGAUGAUACAUUUGAGAACUGUACAGCCUGGAGCUUUGAUCAUGAUGAUCAAUCAACUGCGAUUGAUGAGAGUUCUACUUACACAGAUCCUAUUUUUCCAAGUCAACAGGAGAAUGAUCCAUACAUAGUUCAGGAAUCUGACUUGACUGAUUCGGAUGACAGAUUUGAAAAGGUUGCCGGUUUUCUAUUUCCAGGCUUAGGAUUUACUUCAAUACAAAAUGCUUGGGCUGGUCCUGACCAUUGGAAAUAUAGGAAAGCCAAGGAUCCAGAGAAUGCUCCUGUUUCUGAAGGUGGAUCUCCCUUAACAAGUAAGAAAACCAGAAGCAAGAAGCAGGUAGAAGUUGAUAUCAAUUUCACAAAAUCAUUGGAGAAAGAAAUGCCAGAUAUCUUUGUAGCUCCAAGAAAUCCAAAGUCUUUACUGCUACCUGCAAAUAGAGUGCCUUGUAAUACCACACUUCCAGAAGAUUGCCAUUAUCAGCCGGAGAAUCUUGUCAAAUUGUUUCUUCUUCCUAAUGUUUUGUGUUUCGCAAGGAGGAGAGGAAGGAAAUCCUCUGAUGAAUCAAGGCAGCAAGGCCAUGGUUUUGAGCCAUCUCAAGAAUGGGAAAAUGAUAGUGUGUUCAAUGGUAGUUUUGAUGAUGGGAAUGUUCAUAGUGAUGUGGAAGACUCCAACUCACUUGUUUCUCAGCCCCGCCAGGUAAACAAAAUUGAGGUUCAGUAUGACAAAACCUCUAAACAAGUUGAUGUUCAUGUGUUAAAAGAAACACUUUGGGAUCAUAUACAGGAUUCUACCAAUAUGCCUGAAAAGGGGAAAGAGACUACAGUAUCUUUCAAGCAAUUGUUGGCCAGCUUUCCUGAUGACUGUCAAGCAGCAGCUCCUGGGGAUAUCUCUCCUCAUUUGUGUUUCAUAUGCCUUCUGCAUUUAGCUAAUGAGCAUGGGUUGAGUAUCCGUGAUUGCCCAAGCCUGGAUGAUCUGCAAAUAAAUAUUCCUUAUGUGGAGAAUUGUUUGGUCAAUUGAUCUAAUCAACACCAUGGCCACAUUUCUACUUGUGUUUGUCCAUGUACGUGUUUACAGUUGAUUGGAGAAGUAUCUCACAUCUUCAUGUGGCAUUAAACAGAACGAACUGUUGGGAUAGGAUUCAAUGUAGCCGACCCCAUAUAGUUGGGAGAAGGCUUGGUUGAUGAUAAUGAUGAUCUGAUAUCUUCACGUGCAAAGUUUUUUGCUACAUUCUUUGAUUCCUAUCCUUUCUCACUAACCAGGUGUAAACGUGAUUGAUAUGUGCCGUCAUGCGAUUUUCUUGUACUUCUGCACCUAA